CGCCUCUAGCGGCGACAGCCCGAAGGAGAGGCACGUGGCUCGAUCGGGGAGCCGGCGCUGGAGCCGCGGAGGCUCUCUUUGGGCUCGGUCGCUCGGCCGAGCAAGCCGCACUACAAGCCCCAGGGUGCCUUGCUGAUCGAUCGCUGGCCGGGGAGAGCAUGCAGAGCUCCGGCAGCCCCCAGCAGGGCCGCCCCCUGCCUCCCGAUCGCCGGGAGAGCGAAGGAGAGGAGAGCGGCGGCGCGAGAAGCAUGUGGGUGUUUGGCUACGGCUCCCUCAUCUGGAAGGUGGAUUUCCCUUACGAGGACAAGAUGGUCGGGUACAUCACGGGCUACAGCAGGAGGUUCUGGCAAGGCAGCACGGAUCACCGCGGAGUGCCGGGCAAGCCUGGAAGAGUUGUGACACUUAUUGAAGAUCCUGAGGGCUGUGUAUGGGGUGUUGCAUACAAACUGCCACCAGGACAAGAAGGUGAAGUAAAAGCAUAUCUUGAUUUCCGAGAGAAAGGUGGCUACAGGACUACAACUGUCAUUUUCUAUCCGAAAGAUCCCUCAGUGGAGCCCUUUGAUGUGCUGUUAUAUAUCGGAACCUGCGAAAACCCUAACUACCUUGGACCAGCACCUCUAGAAGAAAUUGCCAAACAGAUUUUUAAUGCAGUUGGUCCCAGUGGAAGAAACACAGAAUACCUGUUUGAACUCUGCAACUCCCUCAGGGAUCUCGUGCCAGAAGAUGUAGAUGAACAUCUUUUUACUUUAGAGAAACUAGUAAAGAAACUCUUAGAACAGGAAGAAAGCAAAAAUGUCAAUUCCAUAUAAUAAUCACCUUGUGGUUUCAAACAGUCUCUUCAUCAUCAGGAGAACGGUUUCACUGAUGACAGUAGUAUGAUUUCAAGAUGCUCCAUGUGGACUUUGAAUAUAUUAAUUUUCAUGUUUCAUUCAGGGCGCUACUGUCAUUGAUCAGUAGAAAAUUAUGUUUAAAGCUAUGUCUUCAGGAGUUUAAGGGAGGAGGAGCUUUGAAUUUUGGUAAAAUUUUAAAGAAUGCAUUUCUCUCAGUUUCUCAGAUAUGAAGAAAUAAUUUAUGCCCAAUUUAAGUUUGAGGGAAAUUUUUAUUGAUUUCAAGUUAUUUAGAUUUUUCUUCCUUUUAAAAAAAUAUAGUUUGGGACUAGAUCCUGCACUCAGACAGACUAUGGAUGCAAUCCUAUACAUAUGUGCUCAGGAGCAAGUCUCCUUAAACCAGGCAUGGCCAAACUUGGCCCCCCAGAUGUCUUGGGACUACAACUCCCAUCAUCCCUAGCUAACAGGACCAGUGGUCAGGGAUGAUGGGAAUUGUAGUCCGAAAACAUCUGGAGGGCCAGGUUUGGCCAUGUCGGCCUUAACCUAAGUUAGACCUGCUUUUGGGAGUAAACUUACAUAGGAUUGAGCUGUAUGUGUUACAUUAGACCUCAACUACACUUAUUUAAGAGCAAUCCCAGUGGGACCAGUCUAUAAUGGUUUGUGGAGUAUAGCACUGACAUGGAAAUCCUAUGUACACUUACUUGGGAGUAAGUCCCAUGGAAGUUCAACUGAUUUCAAAGUAAACUUCAUAGGAUUGCACUGUAAGCAGCAGUUAUUCCUAUGCAAAGACUAGGAUAUUUUAAAAACAAUUUACUACGGGAUAUUUUUCAUUUCGUUCAUGAGUCAGCAGUUAGUUUAUAUAUAAACUACCUGCCUUUUGAUAAAAUGAGCAAAUAUUUGCAUGUGAAGGAAACUGCACUUUCCUUUUAGGAUGUAGGAAGCCCUAUAGAAGCAAUGUGUAACUCAAAACAUAUUGGUGCCUUAUAUUUUCAUCACAAUACCUUUUUAAAAACAAGUUAGGGAUAUGACUUGAAUUUACAAUAGCAAGAAUGUUCAGAAACUCCCAUACUUAAUCACUAGGCAUAGUAUUUUCACAACUAUCCUAUGGCUAAGUGCACACACAAUAGUGUGCAAGAAUCCCCCCCCCCCCGGUCUAUCUUGGGUCCGGUCACUUGUCAGCUUAAUCACAGAUUUGUAUUACAUAUUUAUCAACACUAAAUGAUCAUUAACACUAACUAUACCUUCUCCAAACCAGGAUUUGCAAUCCCCGAUUAAUAUGGGAACCUUAGGCAACUAUUGGUGCAGAUUUAAUGCUGAACUAUGGUAAAAAGCAAACAGGUGGAAGAAGUGCAGAAGCUCACAGCUCACUCCCAAUCCAUUAUCCAUAGGUAAGAGAUCAGCAGUGUUAUGUCUGCACUAGACCAAAGACUUCAAAGGGAACACUGCAGAAAAAACUCUUUGAAGAUUGCAGGUUACUAGUAAACCGAUUUUCAGCAGCACUUACUCUCAAGUCAGUGGCAAGGAUUUAAAGAUCUGUUCUUUGCAGCCUGUGGUGCUUUGUACUUACAUUUCUUAACGAGCACCCCACCC
Messenger RNA from Podarcis raffonei (Aeolian wall lizard), 2417 nucleotides. RefSeq names its product ChaC glutathione specific gamma-glutamylcyclotransferase 2 (gene CHAC2). NCBI's taxonomy places the organism in Eukaryota, Metazoa, Chordata, Lepidosauria, Squamata, Lacertidae. The record is from RefSeq and is a predicted model, not a curated record. The transcript is spliced from 3 exons. Gene Ontology annotation, biological process: glutathione catabolic process. The coding region runs from base 159 to 809 and encodes 216 amino acids. Gene Ontology annotation, cellular component: cytoplasm. Gene Ontology annotation, molecular function: glutathione specific gamma-glutamylcyclotransferase activity; gamma-glutamylcyclotransferase activity.